Molecule: messenger RNA, 1158 nt
Organism: Dacryopinax primogenitus
Lineage: Eukaryota; Fungi; Basidiomycota; Dacrymycetes; Dacrymycetales; Dacrymycetaceae
Exons: 3
Coding region: 1-1158 (385 amino acids)
Source: RefSeq, a predicted model, not a curated record
AUGGAUCGCGCGCGCCGGUAUUUUAUCCCUAUCAUCACUUCUUGGGCCGUGCAAGACGUGGUUCAAGGAAUGAUCAUGACGCCUGGCGAUGUUGAAGAUGAUGAUCCGAACAGCAGUGCGGGCGUGUUCGAACUUCCACGAAACGUGGCGUACGACCAACUCGCAUCCGCCACCCGUAGUCUGGGGACUAGCCUGAGCGGAAGUUACCCUCCUGUGACAGCUGUUACCCGCAGAGCGAACGGUACACCCCGCAUGCAGCGGCAGCGCUGGAGAACUGUCUAUGGGACUGUUGGCAUUCCUUUAAACAAUGUUUCGAAUGCGAGGCAUGUCAGUAUUGUUUUGCGCGACUGUUCCGCAGCACUCAUGCUGCUGACUCAGGCUGAGUAUCGGCAUAGAGAUAUCAGUCUCUACAAUAUGUACCUAGUGGAAGAGAAAGUCAAGGAGCCAUCUGGAGCGCUAAGUGACCUCGAGUAUGCGGCCGAUUGGAACUCCCGCACUGCGUUGCACACGAUACGAACUGGUACCCCGAUCUUCAUGGCGGCAGAAAAGCUUCUCGGUCGGUGGUUGUACCUCCCCGACAAUGACGAUGACGAUGAAAGUGGAACAGAUGAGCUCUCCGAUCCCUUCACCCGGGCACGCACAAUAUUUGUUCCACCAUCGGCAGACCAGGCACCUCAGGUGAACAUGCCAAAGCCCAAGUCUUGGGUCACCCCUCUGCAUGAUGCUGAAGACUUGUAUUGGGUGGCCGUAUAUAAGCUCUUCUAUAGCGUGCCUGCCGCUAAUCCGGUGCCGGCCCCACGACAGGUUGAGAUCCGGAAUCUCUUGUUCGGGUUUGGACCUGACACGACCAUCAAUCGGAAAGACUUUAUCAGCCGUGGUCGGCUGUCGGAUCCCUGGAAGCCAGAAGCAACUGACGAGGAAAUGGUGCCCGCCGCAUUCUUGCCCUGGUGGUUGUCGUUAAAGGGCGUCGGGAAAGCCAUCAAGAAGGCCCACUAUCCUUAUCAGGCGAGUUGGAGUAACGAUGUCUUUUACCCCAAUCUACAGCGAACCUUUCUCAUUUACACCAAACUAGUGGAUGCCAUGCCAACGGAUCUAGAAAUUGCGGUUUAUCCUGACCCUAAGGAGGACGCGGCACGGAUAAACAAAUCGAUACCAUAG